AUAGGCAACCUUUCGUUCAGUCUGCACACAAACACUCAAGCAAACAUAGAAACUGUUCGCGCUACAUGCGUGAGCGCGCUCCAGUACUCCCAGUACAGAGUUAUGCGUGCGCUCACCCCAACUCUUUUCAUUAUACGAGUGCGCGCUCUCUUGCUCAAUUGUGUAUAUCAGCUCGCUAGCGCGCGCUCUGCUGCCGACGUCGCCGCUGUGCGCUUUGGCUCGCCUGCCUGCUGCUGGCUGGCUGAACUGGACUGGUUUGUCACCAGCGAUACACACUCAAAUUCAGUCUCUAAAGGUCGCUCGCUCUAAUGAAAUCGUUGGGAAAUUACGUGCGGAUACCGGACGGAAUUAGCGCUUGUAUAUAUACGCCGUGCAAUAACGUUAGCUCGUGUGCUGCUGCACAACACACACGACGUGGAAAAAAAUAAGAAAAAUAUUUUCUGAUUCGAGCAAAAGCCAGUCGAUACGAAACGCGCGAGUGCUGAAGUGCAAGAAAAUAGUAUUGAAUAAAUUCCAGCUAGAAAAUAGCAAUACAAAUACAAAGCAACGAAAUUUGUGUGUAAAAGCAAACGAAAAUAGUAAAUCAAAUAGCAAAAUUGGCAAGUAAUAGUUGUGUGAGUUUGUGUAGCAAAUCACAUUGAAAUCACGAAUUUAGCCGAAAAAAAUCAAUGUGCAAACACUUGCAAACAUAGUGGUGAGUGGAAAAUUGGAAAAUUCUGUGUUGUGUUAUUGAGCAAGAAGAAAUGUCGAAAUUGUUUGAAAAUUCGCUAUUUAAGUGCCAGCAGUAGUUGUACUACAAAUCGCUGUGGCUGUGAGGCUGUGCAAGCGGCAAGCAGGCUAGUCAGCGUUUACUGCCGGCAGCAGAACUCGCUAAAAGCAUUAAGAAAAUACUCACGCUCGCACCUAAACGCACACGCACAGUCACACGAACGUAGCGUAGGCAGCAACGAAUGCGUGUAUGCAAACGAACGCGAAACUUUGUGAUUUAUCCAACCUACGCGCUGAGAUUUGCAGAUUUGUUUAUUUGUUUAUCAAAUCGUCUAAUGGGAGUGUUUAAGGCACGCCGUGAAAAAGGAGUGUGAAUGGCAAAUGUUAGUGAUUUUUAAAGUACUACGCACACAUUCAACGAAGAGAAGCCAUUUUAAAGUGUUAAAAAUUAAUAAAGGACUGUGUUAAAACAAAAAAAGUAAAAAUAAUAAAAUUUUAAAAAGAAGAAGCAGAAUAAAACAGUGAAAAAGUAAUAACGAAACAACGAAGUGCUGAAAAAAAGUUACAAAACAACCACAAUGUGCAAACAACAAAAAUGUUAAAAGUUAGCGAAAUUUCGCAAGCAAAACAAAAAUUUAACAACAAAACUUUCUAAGGAAAUCCAACAAACAAACAAAUUAAAGAAACAGCAAUCAAGCAAACAACCAACCACCCAACAUACAAACAGCGGUAGCAACGCUUACUUCUUUCUACUUCUACUUCUUCGUCCCGCUGUUUGUAUAAAAAGCCAUCAAAAUUAAGUUCUCAAAGCAAAAUCAUCACGCAUACCGUCACACCGAGAACAUCUACGACGGUGGCACCGACACUGACGACGACGAAUGCCCGUUGGAGUCCACCACGAUGAAUCCGUAUGAAUAUGAAACGACACUGGACUGUCGCGAUGUGGAUACACGCGCCGUCAGCGGUGGUGGCGGCGGCGGCGGCGGCGGCGGUGGUCUAAAUGGUGGCGGUGGUAUAGCUGGUGGCAUGAUGAGUCUGCGUCACAAUCCAACAUCGACACAUUCACAUCAGAAUACGUUGCAACAUCAGAAUCAACAGAAUUUACAAUUGCAACAGCAACAUCAACUGCAACAACAGCAAUCACCAUACGAUUAUGAAUAUCAACAUUUGCCACAUCGCGCUGGUGAAUUGGCCGCAGCAGCAGCAGCAGCAGCGGCAGCGAACAACAGCGUUGGAAUGUCAACGGCACAGCGUAAUACACACGGCAGACCAGGCUAUCUCCUUGAAGGAGUUACGCCAUCGGCACCACCGGAUGUCCCACCAAGGAAUCCAACAAUGAGUCGCAUGAAUAAUGGCCGUUUAGUCCCUGGUAACCCAAAUGAUUUGGGCGUUGAUUUCGAGCCAUCGUGUUUGGUGCGAACACCAUCGGGCAACGUCUACAUUCCGAGUGGAAAUUUAAAUAUCAACAAAGGUUCACCCAUCGAUUAUAAAAGCGGCUCAGCCUGCUCAACACCUACAAAAGACACACUCAAAGGUUACGAGCGCAGCACGAAUAAUUGCAUGGGACCCGUGCUUCCACCGCGCAGCGUUAUGAGCGGUCUGCCUGCGCAUCACUACUCGACACCGAUGAAUUUCCGCAAGGGUUUGGCGGCGCGCUGGCAUCGCUGGCGAUGUGCGCUCAAUAUCUGUUUGGCGGUAUUUGCGUUACUCGGCUUGAUUUCCAUAGUUCUAUAUGUAUCCGGUGUAUUACACUUAUCCAUGGACGAACCACGCACAAUUCUAGUCGGCAACGAGGCAUCCGUAGUGACGGCCGCCAAAAGCACUAACACAGAUCUAACGAAAUUCGGACAACCCACCACGGUCACGGCAUCAACGGCAACCUCAUCACUCUCCUCGAUAUCGGCAUCACAAGCGGCAGCGGCGCAGGCAGCCAGCGGUAGCGCUGACUUGUUGGGCAACGGCGGUGGCGGUGGCACCUUACCAUCAUCGACUGCCUACCAAUCACCAGCAUCGGCGUCAUCGGCGGUAGCUGCCAUAGGUACGACCGGAGCCGUUGCCUCGUCACCCGCAUCAUCGUCGCUGGCAAAUGCCAAUAAUGGAGACAUUAGAAACGAAGUGCAAUCGGUGCUAGAUAGAGCCGCCGCUGGUUCAUACCUUGAGCGCGGCCACACAUACGGGACACAGCAAAUAUGGCGACAACAACAAACAAAGGAUAGCGCUGCAGCGCGGACGCGCCUGUCAUUCGAGACACAAGCGUAUAAACGACGACAACUACAAAAACAGCAACAACUACAAUGGCAGCGGAAGAACUAUCAGGAAAAGUUAUAUCAAAAGCAAAAACGAAUCCAACAGCAAACGCUGUUGAAAGUCCACAAGCCAUUCAACGCCAUUUGGCAACAACAUGGCGCACGAAAGAAGCGUUAUCGUCGAAGUUUAAUGACAGACCAAACUUUCGAAAGCAUCGACUUAAUUACGAGUGCGCAUACGAAGCGCGAUGAUGAAAUGAAAGCGCACGACAAUGUUAUAAACAACAAGUAUAAUGGCGAACAUAAAUUGGAGAAUGGCAAUGGCGUCGGUGUUGAUAAGGCAAAGGACGACAGUGACAGCGGCGACAGUGAACUGUUAACUGUUGGCAAUAGCGCGAACGCUGACAGCUUUGAAGUUACUCAAAAGACAAUGGCAAAUGUGGAGGAUAUGGAGUUGAAGUUGACUAACGACAAGGUGAUUGAGUUGGUGGCGCAAACGGCAGGUGUGGGAAAUCUGCUAGAUACAAAGGAGCAGCCAACAAAUUUGGUGGUUGAAGAGGUGAAAGCGCACGAGCUAAGGGAAAGUAAUACAGCGACGGUUGCGCAUCGAACGUGGCCUACAACAAGCGUUGAGACCAAUGAAGCAAAACAAUCGACGGAGCCCAAAACGCGCUGUCUUGAGACCGCAGCAACAAGCGCGUUGCAUAAAUGUCAAACGCCGCCGUUGUCUAAUACACAACCGGCAAAUAAUAAUGCUGCCGCCGCGUUAGGCAAUCAAGCGCUCGAAAUGCCAAAGGAGUUUGAAAAUAUUGCGACUGAUUAUGACAGGAAUAACGGUAAUAACACGCCCAACAGUAACCGCAUGCCAAGACGCGACAGUGUAUCUGCGACGCAAACUUUGCAAAUCAAUAACGUAUUAAAUCUCAAUCAAAACUCUAAUGAUGACAAAGAAACGGCUGCCGCUGCCGUCGUCAACGCCGCUGAGACUGGUGUUGAAGGCGCGGCAGCACAAACGUCUGACGCUGAAAUUGUCGCUGCCGCGAAGACCUCCGAUGAUGUGUCUGAUGGGCAGCAGUAUGAGACGACAUUGACGACAAUUGCCAAAGUUUUGUCAAAGGCUUUUAGGGAUAAAAAUAAUGAAGUAGUAAAUUUGACAAGCGACGGAAAUGAUGGUGGCAACGCACACGCGGCUAGCGAUGCAAACUCUGCUGCGUUGGUGGAAGGGAAUACAAUUGAAGACGCGUCUACAACAGCACCAACACCCACAGCGUCGCACCCAAAGGUUGACCUUACGACUAGCGACGCUGGUGAUAUAUUUAAUGGUGAUAUUGAUUACGUUGAAGGUGACACGCAACGUGAAGUAAGUGACUCGCAUGCGGAGUUUCUUAACAAAGACGAAGGCACGGAGGAAUAUAUUUUUAAAGCGGCGACUGAAAUUAAUGAGAUAUCGAUUACAACUGGUGCGGCGCCGCGCGCAAAUGUAGCGAGAACGCGCGCUGCGACUGCCGAAGGUGUGGCUGAAGAAGAAGCACAAACGGCCGCCUAUAAACCGCUGAAAAGCAAUUUGCGUGUACGUAAAGCGCACGAGCCGAGACAUAUUAAAAAGCUUAGACAACACUUUGGGCGCCCAAUACACGCACCUGUCUUGCCAGCGUCAGCGGCAGUGCAGUUUCUCAAUGUGAUUAUUGAUGAUGAUAAUCAAAUUGACAGGCCACCAGUGCUAAGAAACGAACCGGAAAAACUGAGCAGCAAUAACGCCGUCAUAGGCGCUGCGCCAAUUGACAAAAACAACGCCAUAAGUGAUGACAAUAAAAUGGACGGUAAUGCGACUAAAAAAUCAAAAAAUAAUUUGAGUGCGGACGCGCAAGAAACUACAGCGCGCUACCUAGAAUUUGAUGAUGCAAAUGAUACUCAAAUCAAUCGUCAUAAUGGCACAAGCGACAACGCGUUGAGUGAUAGUGAAAGCGAUACGGACGAAGCUGCAACUGAUGAUAACAAUAAUGAGCGUGAUUUGGUUGACAGCUAUGAUGAUGUCGGCUACACCGCGCGAACGCCAGCCACACCACUGGUCGCAGACACGUCAAGUGUCAUAAAAAUUGAUAAAUCCGAAUUGAAUGAGCAAGAAGAGUGGCAGCGCGCCGCAUAUGAUGAUGUAGAGACACGCACGGAGACAACAAGAGCUGGCGAUGGCGCGUGGCAAGCGGGGCGUGCGGCGAGCGAAAGCGAACUGGAAAUUAAGCUAAACGAAAGUCAAAUGCAAAACGAACGUGCUGCAAUGAUUGAAAAACACAGCACAGCAAUAGUUGGUGUUGAGACAACAACAACAACAGCAAAACUAAUGAAAACAGCUGAUGAACGACAAACGAUGGAGAUAAAUGAGCGAGCGUCAGUGGCAAGCAAAGAAGCUGUUGCAAGCGACAAGCAACUGAGAGCGGCAGCGGACGGAAGAGAUGUACAAAAAAGUAAUGUAGUGGUUUUGGGUUAUGAAAGUAAAAAGGAAGGAGCAGUGGCAGAUUUGCUGCCACUAGAAAGGAGCGACAAGCAAGCUGAUGAAACAGACUUUGAACAAGCAACACAAAAACCAAACAGCAAUCAUGUAACCAGGGAAGCGUCUGCUGAAGAUGAAGCGCCAGCGCAUGCUACAACAAUACAACCGAACCAUUUAAGCGGAAAGCAAAAAAAUACGUCAACAGCUGUAGUUGAUGAAAGCAGCUCGGAAGACGAGCUGAUGCUUAAUGACGGUUUAAUGCCGCACCAACACAACAACAACAAACACGCCAGCAACCACAACGCACCCGCUAACAUAAUCAAGAGCAAUAGUAAUUUCAAUACAAACUCCAACGCUGACGCCGCAACUAAUGACUAUCCGCCUUUCAUUGCUGAAACGAAUGCGGACGACAUUGAUAUCAUCAAGCUGGAGAAUACACACUCGAGUGAGGAUGAGAUCUAUAAAACCAUUGGUGACGGUGUUCGCAACACCAGCGCGCAAGAGAAGCCGAGUUAUGCAUAUGGCAAGCGUAAGGAAAUUGUCACCAGUCGGCCACCCAGAUAUCCGUCGCAUGCAGAAAAUGAAGUGCUCAAAGGUGGCGUAGAUGAAAACACCGCCAACAGUUACGCCGACAAGCUGCCGCCAUAUCCGCUGAAACCGCCCAUAGUGAGUGAAACGUACGAUGCGCCGACCAAACACAUACUCGUGAAUGUUUCAAUAGCCACCGAAGGUGAUAGUAACUCCGUGUAUACGCUACAUGUGGCCGUGCCCAUCGGUGGACAGUCGCACGAUGUGCAAGAGGUGCUUACGCAUGAACGCAUAAAAGCGCCGUCGCACGAAAUGGCUGCGCCACCAACAAAUACACAUGCCGAUGAACAACCGAGUCCUUAUUGCAUACCCGAACCACCGCCACCCAUACCGGAGUGUCCUUGCAAGUGCGCGGAUUUCUUAACGGUAACUGAAACGGUUGACGCUUUUGACAACGAAGCACACUUCGUGCCAUUAGAGGAUCGCGAUGAUACAGCUAGCUUUAUUGACACUGCCACUGCCGCUACCACUACGACCACCGCGCCGCACACUACCGACAAUUUCAUUCAUCCACCAUACUCACCAAUUGCUGCCACCACAGCAUCUUUGCUAACUAAUACUGUUAAUGCCACUGAAGAAUCUUUCAUUUCAACAACUACCACUGCUACAUUUACUAAUUUGCUUGGUGUUGAUGCAGCGCAUGCUGUCAGUGUUGAUGAUCAUGUUGUUGUUGCUGGUGAUGGCAGCAAAAUUGCAUGUCCUGAUGUUAUGCCUAUUCUGAUACUUGAAGGAGCGCGUACUUUCCCGGCACGCAGUUUCCCACCAGAUGGCACAACCUUCGGACAAAUCACAUUGGGACAGAAACUUACCAAGGAGAUACAACCGUAUAGCUAUUGGAACAUGCAAUUCUAUCAAUCGGAACCGGCUUAUGUGAAAUUCGAUUAUACUAUACCGCGCGGCGCCUCGAUAGGUGUCUAUGGACGUCGCAAUGCAUUGCCAACACACACACAGUAUCACUUUAAGGAGGUGCUGAGUGGCUUUAGCGCCAGCACAAGGACAGCGCGAGCGGCACACUUAUCGAUAACACGCGAAGUUACACGUUACAUGGAACCCGGUCACUGGUUCGUCUCGCUAUAUAACGACGAUGGUGACGCACAGGAGGUCACCUUCUAUGCCGCCAUUGCCGAGGAUAUGACACAGAAUUGCCCGAAUGGUUGCUCCGGCAACGGACAGUGUCUGCUUGGGCAUUGUCAAUGCAAUCCCGGCUUUGGUGGCGACGACUGCAGCGAGAGCGUUUGCCCAGUGCUGUGCUCGCAGCAUGGUGAAUAUAUUAACGGCGAAUGUAUUUGUAAUCCCGGUUGGAAGGGUAAAGAGUGCUCGUUGCGGCACGAUGAGUGCGAAGUGGCCGACUGCAAUGGACACGGUCACUGCGUGAGCGGCAAGUGCCAGUGCAUGCGUGGCUACAAAGGCAAAUUCUGCGAGGAAGUUGAUUGUCCACACCCCAACUGCUCGGGUCAUGGCUUCUGCGCCGAUGGCACUUGCAUCUGCAAGAAAGGCUGGAAGGGCACCGAUUGCGCGACCGUAGAUAAAGACGCGCUGCAAUGCCUACCAGACUGCUCGAAUCACGGCAACUUCGAUGUGGACACACAGACCUGCACCUGCGAACCGAAGUGGAGUGGCGACGACUGCUCGAAGGAGCUCUGCGACUUGGACUGUGGACAACAUGGACGCUGUGUGGGCGAUGCCUGCACUUGUGAUGCCGAAUGGGGCGGCGAAUACUGCAACACCAAACUCUGCGAUACGCGCUGCAAUGAGCAUGGUCAGUGCAAGAAUGGCACCUGUCUCUGCGUGACCGGUUGGAAUGGCAAGCACUGCACCAUCGAGGGCUGUCCGAAUGGCUGUUCGGCGCAUGGACAGUGUCGCGUGAGCGGCGAGGGGCAGUGGGAGUGCCGCUGCUACGAGGGCUGGGAUGGGCCCGAUUGCGGCAUAGCGCUCGAGUUGAAUUGCGGCGACAGCAAGGACAACGAUAAGGAUGGUCUCGUCGACUGUGAGGAUCCCGAGUGCUGCGCCAGUCAUGUGUGCAAGACAUCACAGCUGUGCGUCUCCGCACCCAAACCGAUUGAUGUUUUGCUGCGCAAGCAACCACCAGCCAUCACGGCCUCGUUCUUCGAACGCAUGAAAUUCUUGAUUGACGAGAGCAGUCUGCAGAACUACGCCAAACUCGAGACGUUCAAUGAAAGCAUUUUUUGGAAUUAUUUCAAUGCAAGCCGUUCCGCUGUUAUACGCGGUCGCGUUGUCACCUCACUCGGCAUGGGUUUGGUGGGUGUGCGCGUCUCCACCACGACACUACUUGAAGGCUUCACGCUUACACGCGACGACGGUUGGUUCGAUCUGAUGGUAAAUGGUGGCGGCGCUGUUACACUACAAUUCGGACGCUCACCAUUCCGUCCACAGUCACGCAUCGUACAAAUACCCUGGAACGAGGUGAUCAUCAUCGAUGUGGUGGUUAUGUCCAUGUCGGAGGAGAAGAAUUUGAUACCCAUACCGCACACGUGCUUCUCACACGACUACGAUCUCAUGAAACCGGUUGUGUUGGCCUCGUGGAAGCAUGGUUUCCAAGGCGCUUGCCCCGAUCGUUCCGCCAUUUUAGCCGAAUCUCAAGUUAUACAGGAGUCACUGCAAAUCCCUGGCACUGGUUUGAAUUUGGUGUAUCACUCUUCACGCGCCGCUGGCUAUCUUUCAACCAUUAAACUACAGUUGACACCUGAAACUAUACCGGAUUCACUGCAUCUGAUACAUCUGCGCAUAACCAUCGAGGGUAUACUGUUCGAGCGUGUUUUCGAGGCUGAUCCGGGCAUUAAAUUCACCUAUGCAUGGAACCGUUUGAACAUCUACCGUCAACGUGUCUAUGGCGUGACCACAGCAAUUGUCAAGGUUGGCUAUCAGUACACCGACUGCAAGGACAUCAUUUGGGAUAUACAAACCACCAAGCUCUCUGGCCAUGACAUGUCCAUCUCCGAGGUCGGCGGUUGGAAUCUUGAUAUACACCACCGUUACAACUUCCAUGAAGGCAUACUGCAGAAGGGUGAUGGCUCCAAUAUCUAUCUGAAGAAUAAACCACGUGUUAUACUCACUACCAUGGGUGAUGGCCAUCAACGUCCGCUCGAAUGCAACGAUUGCGAGGGUUUGGCAUACAAGCAACGUCUGCUUGCGCCUGUCGCCUUAGCCGCCUCACCCGAUGGCAGUUUAUAUGUCGGCGAUUUUAACUACAUACGUCGCAUUAUGACCGAUGGCACCAUACGCACUGUGGUCAAGUUGAAUGCCACACGCGUCUCCUACCGCUACCACAUGGCAUUGAGUCCACUAGAUGGCACGCUUUAUAUAUCCGAUCCCGAGUCACAUCAAAUCAUACGCGUACGCGACACUAAUGAUUAUUCGCAACCGGAAAAGAACUGGGAACCCAUUGUAGGCUCAGGUGAACGUUGUCUACCAGGCGAUGAGGCACAUUGUGGUGAUGGCGCACUGGCGAAGGACGCGAAACUAGCAUAUCCCAAAGGCAUCGCUAUUUCCAGCGAUAAUAUCUUAUACUUCGCAGAUGGCACAAACAUCCGUAUGGUUGAUCGUGAUGGCAUCGUCACAACGCUGAUUGGCAAUCACAUGCACAAGUCACACUGGAAGCCCAUACCUUGCGAGGGCACACUGAAGUUGGAAGAGAUGCAUUUGCGUUGGCCUACCGAAUUGGCCGUUAGCCCCUUGGACAAUACACUGCAUAUCAUCGAUGAUCAUAUGAUUUUGCGUAUGACACCCGAUGGUCGUGUGCGCGUCAUCUCCGGACGUCCGCUACAUUGCGCCACCACCUCCACUGUUUACGACUCCGAUUUGGCUACACAUGCCACGCUCGUGAUGCCACAAUCGAUAUCUUUUGGUCCCAUGGGUGAGCUCUAUGUGGCAGAGAGCGACUCGCAACGCAUCAACCGUGUGCGCGUCAUUGGCACCGACGGUCGCAUUACACCUUUCGCCGGCGCCGAGUCGAAAUGCAAUUGUUUGGAACGUGGCUGUGACUGUUUCGAGGCAGAGCACUUCCUAGCAACCAGCGCCAAGUUUAACACUAUUGCAGCACUUUCAGUUACACCCGAUGGUCAUGUGCACAUCGCUGAUCAGGCGAAUUACCGCAUACGCUCGGUUAUGUCCAGCAUACCCGAAGCCAGCGUGUCACGCGAGUAUGAGAUCUAUGCACCAGAUAUGCAAGAGAUUUACAUCUUUAAUCGAUUCGGCCAACACGUCUCCACAAAGAAUAUUCUAACCGGCGAAACCACGUAUGUCUUCACUUACAAUGUCAACACUUCCAACGGCAAAUUGAGUACAGUAACCGAUGCGGCGGGCAAUAAGGUCUUCCUACUGCGCGACUACACAUCUCAGGUGAACUCGAUUGAAAAUACGAAGGGUCAGAAAUGUCGUCUACGCAUGACCCGCAUGAAGAUGUUGCACGAACUGAGCACACCAGACAACUACAAUGUGACAUUUGAAUAUCACGGCCCAACUGGCUUGCUAAAGACGAAACUCGAUUCCACUGGUCGCUCUUACGUCUACAACUAUGAUGAAUUUGGUCGUCUCACUUCGGCUGUUACACCAACUGGUCGUGUCAUUGAUUUGGUGUUCGAUUUGAGCGUUAAAGGUGCACAAGUUAAGAUAUCCGAAAAUGCACAGAAGGAACAAUCGAUGCUCAUACAAGGCUCAACUGUCAUGGUACGCAACGGUGCCGCCGAAUCGAAGACAUCUGUAGAAAUGGACGGUUCAAUGACAAGUCUAACACCAUGGGGUCACACCGUACAAAUGGAGGUGGUACCGUACGCUAUUUUGGCUGAAAUCAACCCUGUCAUUGGUGAAAGCUAUCCAGUACCCGCCAAGCAGCGCACCGAAAUCGCUGGUGAUCUGGCUAAUCGCUUUGAAUGGCGUUACUUCGUGCGUCGCAUGCAACAGGGCAAACAAGGUAAGGGACCACGCCCAGUCUCACAAGUCGGACGCAAGCUGCGUGUGAAUGGUGAUAAUGUGUUGACGCUUGAGUAUGACCGCGAUGCGCAAUCUGUCGUUGUGCUCGUGGACGAUAAACAAGAACUCCUGAAUGUGACCUAUGACCGCACAGCACGUCCCGUAAGCUUCCGUCCACAAUCGGGCGACUAUGCUGAUGUCGACUUGGAAUACGAUCGCUUUGGUCGUUUGGUGAGCUGGAAGUGGGGUGUGCUGCAAGAAGCUUACACCUUUGAUCGCAACGGACGCUUAAACGAAAUUAAAUACGGUGACGGGUCAUCGAUGGUUUAUGCCUUCAAAGACAUGUUCGGCUCGCUGCCACUGAAGGUGACCACACCACGUCGUUCUGACUACCUCUUGCAGUACGACGAUGCUGGCGCGCUACAAAGUUUGACUACUCCACGCGGCCAUAUACACUCAUUCUCACUGCAAACCUCGCUCGGCUUCUUCAAAUACCAAUACUUCUCCCCGAUCAACCGUCAUCCAUUCGAAAUUCUGUACAACGAUGAAGGACAGAUACUCGCCAAGAUACAUCCACACCAGUCAGGCAAAGUGGCGUUUGUACAUGAUUCCGCUGGCCGUUUGGAGACAAUUCUGGCUGGGCUAUCAAGCACUCACUACACUUAUCAGGACACCACGAGCCUCAUCAAAUCAGUUGAGGUGCAGGAGCCUGGCUUUGAGCUACGUCGCGAGUUCAAGUAUCACGCUGGCAUUCUCAAGGAUGAAAAGGUACGUUUCGGCUCGAAGAACUCUUUAGCUUCCGCACACUAUAAGUACUUCUACGAUGGCAAUGCGCGUCUCAGUAGCAUUGAGAUGUCCAUUGAUGAUAAGGAAGUGCCCACAGCACGUUACAAGUACAGCCAAAACCUAGGACAACUGGAAGUCGUACAGGAUCUGAAGAUUACACGCAACGCUUUCAAUCGCACCGUUAUACAAGACUCGGCUAAACAAUUCUUCACGAUCAUCGAUUACGAUCAGCAUGGACGUGUAAAGAGUGUGCUUAUGAAUAUCAAGAGCUUCGAUGUAUUCCGCCUUGAGUUGGAUUAUGAUCUGCGAAAUCGCAUCAAAUCACAGAAGACCACGCUGGGACGUUCAACAUCCUUCGACAAAAUCAAUUACAACGCUGAUGGUCAUGUGAUCGAAGUGCUCGGCACAAACAAUUGGAAGUACUUGUACGAUGAGAAUGGCAACACUGUCGGCAUUGUAGAUCAAGGUGAGAAAAUUAAUCUCAGUUAUGAUAUUGGCGAUCGUGUCAUACAAGUCGGUGAGAUCGAAUUCAACAAUUACGAUGCGCGCGGUUUUGUGGUGCGACGUGGUGAACAGAAGUACCGUUAUAACAAUCGCGGUCAGCUGAUACACGCCUUCGAAAGAGAUCGCUUCCAAUCAUGGUAUUACUAUGAUGACCGCAGCCGUUUGAUAGCUUGGCACGAUAGUAAGGGUAAUGUAACACAGUACUACUAUGCCAACCCAAGAACACCAAAACUGCUGACACACGUACACUUCCCCAAAGUGGGCAAGACUUUGCGCUUCUUCUACGACGAUCGUGAUAUGCUUAUUGCUGUGGAGAACGGCGAUCAGCGUUACUAUGUAGCCACCGAUCAAAAUGGUUCACCAUUGGCCUUCUUCGACCCGAACGGCAUAAUAAUCAAAGAUAUAAGACGCACACCAUUCGGCCGUAUCAUCAAGGAUACCAAUCCAGACUUCUUCAUACCGAUCGACUUCCAUGGUGGUCUGCUAGAUCCCAACACCAAAUUAAUCUACACCGAAGGACGCCACUACGAUCCCACAGUUGGACAAUGGAUGACACCCAAAUGGGAGACGUUGGCAACCGAGAUGUCCAAUCCAACAGACGUCUUCAUCUACCGUUACCACAACAAUGAUCCUGUCAAUCCUAACAAACCACAAAACUACAUGAUCGACUUGGAGUCGUGGUUGCAACUCUUCGGCUAUGAUUUGCGUAGCAUGCAGAGCUCGAAGUACACCAAAGACGCACAAUACGUACCACAAAUUUCCAUUAAAUCCAAUACGCUGGCACCUGAAUUCGGUGUGAUUUCCGGUUUGGAAUGCAUCGUCGAAAAGACCAAUGAGAAAUUCAGUGAUUUCGAUUUCGUGCCGAAACCGCUGCUGAAGAUGGAACCAAAGAUGCGUAAUCUGCUGCCACGCAUUAGCUACCGACGCGGCGUCUUCGGCGAGGGUGUGCUGCUUUCGCGCAUUGGCGGACGUGCAUUAGUCAGCGUCGUCGACGGCUCGAAUAGCGUAGUACAGGAUGUGGUCUCAUCCGUAUUCAACAACUCCUACUUCCUCGAUCUGCACUUUAGCAUACACGAUCAAGAUGUAUUCUACUUUGUCAAGGACAAUGUGCUCAAACUGCGCGACGACAACGAAGAACUGCGACGACUCGGUGGCAUGUUCAACAUAUCAACACACGAAGUGACCGAUCAUGGCGGCAGCGCUGCCAAGGAAUUACGCCUGCACGGACCCGACGCUGUGGUGAUAAUCAAAUAUGGUGUCGAUCCCGAGCAGGAAAGACAUCGCAUACUUAAACAUGCGCACAAGCGUGCCGUCGAACGCGCGUGGGAGCUCGAGAAACAGCUGGUAGCCGCUGGCUUCCAAGGACGUGGUGACUGGACUGAAGAGGAGAAGGAGGAGCUUGUGUCGCACGGCGAUGUGGAUGGCUGGAUUGGCAUCGACAUACACAGCAUACACAAGUACCCACAGCUGGCCGACGAUCCAGGCAAUGUAGCAUUUCAGCGUGACGCCAAACGCAAACGAAGAAAGAUCGGCGCCGGACACCGCACAGCGAAAUCGCGCCGACAGCAAUUGAGAGUGAUGGAUUUGAGUGCGUGAGUGGAUGAGACGAACGAAGAUGAAGCAUACAAGCGAAGUCGUGUGGCAACAACUGUGACAAAUGUGAAUGAGCAAAUCGAAAAUGGUGAAAGUGAAGAGGAGGAGAAUAAACGAAGUUAUGCUAAUGCCUAUGCACGGCUCGCGAGCUGGGCACCAGGUGCAAACGCAAAUGAACUGAACACCAUUGAGACCACACUCUAUUUAGACAACAACAACAGCAAUAGCAGCGGUGAUGAUGGUGUGGACGACGACAACGACAGCAACGACGACGACGAAGACGAUGACGAAGUUGAAGGCGCGCAGCCGAAGGACGUACGUGCACUCAUUGGUGUAAAUGAAGCUAACCGCAACGGCAAUGAGGAGGAGGAGGUGGAGUACUACCACGACGAAUACUAUUAUAAUAACAACUACUACGAUCAGCACUACUAUCGCAGCAGCAAAGGCACCGAUACAGACGACUUAUAUUAAACAACCAACAACAACAAUACUACUACAUACAAACAUAUAUAAGAAGAAGAAAAAAACUGAAAAGCAAAUUAAAUUUAAAGAAUCUAGUGGGUAUUAAAUUAAAAUAUGUGUGAGUACGUACGACUAAUUACAGAAUACUAUGAGUAGGUAUGUGUGACGAAAACAACAAAAGAAAAAAAAACAAAAAAUCAUAAUAACAACAACUAAAAAAACACAUUUGAAAAUCAAUAUUUGCA
This is a messenger RNA of Zeugodacus cucurbitae (melon fly), 14549 nucleotides long. It is a transcript of the gene Ten-m, whose product is annotated as teneurin-m. The record is from RefSeq and is a predicted model, not a curated record. Bases 1609 to 13845 code for a protein of 4078 amino acids. NCBI's taxonomy places the organism in Eukaryota, Metazoa, Arthropoda, Insecta, Diptera, Tephritidae. The transcript has 12 exons. Gene Ontology annotation, biological process: motor neuron axon guidance.